Molecule: messenger RNA, 216 nt
Organism: Thlaspi arvense
Lineage: Eukaryota; Viridiplantae; Streptophyta; Magnoliopsida; Brassicales; Brassicaceae
Source: the annotation of a GenBank genome assembly
AUGGCCGCUGCAACCGAGAAGCUCCCUCAGCUCAAAUCCGCCACCGAUGGACUUAGUGAGAUGAGCGACAAUGAGAGGAGCGGAUUCAUCAACCUCGUUUCACGUUACCUGAGCGGCGAGGCUCAGCACAUUGAGUGGAGUAAGAUCCAGACACCUACCGAUGAGAUUGUUGUUCCUUACGAUAAAAUGGCUAACGUCUCCGAAGGUAUUGAAUGA